Molecule: messenger RNA, 1818 nt
Organism: Adineta ricciae
Lineage: Eukaryota; Metazoa; Rotifera; Eurotatoria; Adinetida; Adinetidae
Source: the annotation of a GenBank genome assembly
AUGUCGCGAGGAAAACAUUCACGAAGUAGUAGUAGUUCGAAUGCUAUCCAAAAGAAAAAAAGAAAAGUAACAACCGAUGGUUUAUCAGCUGAGAUGGUCACUUGUUUUGAAGAUCUUUCCAACGAGUUAAUCUACGAAGUAUUGGAAUUCGUGGAUUUCUAUGAUGUUUACCGAGCAUUUUACUCAUUGAAUAUGCGAUUUCGUCAAAUUAUUACGAAUUCGACUCUACCUAUCCAUGUCAAUCUUUCAUCGCGAUCAAAAUCAACUUUUGAAUCUUAUAACAAAGAUUGUAUUUUACCAAAUAAACAUCGAAUUCAAUCACUUCAUCUGUCCAAUCCAUGUCUAUAUGAUCACACGGCUUCACCAACGCAUAUUUUAUCGCAAUUUCUUCAUCUUCAAACACUAAUCCUCAACAAUAUCGAAGUCAAACAUCUCGCUAUACUCAUGCCUACAUUAACAUCGUUAUUUUAUCUUUCAUCCUUAUCCAUCGAUCCGAUCGAUAACGAACCAAUCAUGAAUGCCAUUUAUCCACACGUAUUUCGCCUAUCGGCAUUGAAAUACUUACGAUUAUCAAAUAAAAACUUGUCGUGCCAUGACUCUUUACCAGUUUCAAGUAACGAACAGAGUCCUAUUGAAUACUUGGUCAUCAAUGAAACUAUUUCAUUCGACUUACUAAUAUUUCUCUUAUCUCAUCUUCCUCAACUUCGUCGUUUGUCUGCUCAUAUCCGUGUACUAUACACUCUGUUACCAAAUCAAAUCAAAGCACCCUCGUUGAAAUCAAAUUAUUUGACACAUGUUUCGCUCGGACUGAAAUCAAUUACAUUCGAUCAAUUUGAGCAGCUGAUGAUCAAUGUUUUUCCUCUAGUAGAAAUCCUAUACAUCUCGAUUCCUCCAAAUACAGAUUCGGUGUUCACAGAUGCAACGAGAUGGCAACAAUUGAUUUCCUCUCAUCUUCCACAGUUACGUAUCUUUGAUUUUCUGCAUGACAAUUGGCCAAAUAAUGGUGCUUCUAAUAGCAACAGCCAUCAGUUCUCAUCGUUAUUUUGGAGCAAACGACAGUGGUUCUUCGUCGAACAGCAUUAUAAAGAAAAAUAUUUGUUUCGAACAAUCUUCUAUUCAACCAAUCCAUACAGACGAAGAGAGUAUACACUGGGUGAUGAAAAACAUGAUAUAACCGAUUCAAAUGUGCAAAUAAGACCGGUUCAACACCUUCACAUCGUUGAUGAGAAGAAUAUAAAGGAUCAUCAAUAUUUUCCAAAUGUAACUACACUUACCCUUGGCAAUGGCUUUACCACCACUGUUGCUUCUGUUGCAGCUACCCUUAGUCGUGUAGUUCCUUUGAAGAAUCUAACUCACUUGCAUUUAGAAUGUACUCAUUUUUCACUGGCAAAAGUAAUGGAACUGUUUCGUUUUACUCCUCACGUUCAUACGCUGACACUCAGUUCGUUGUCGUCCUAUGGAUUGGAUAGUGAAUCAAUGCAACAGAAUAGAGCGUUUCAAUUUAUACAUUGUACGAAUAUCGUUGCAAAUCUUACCUUGAAAGGUGUGUGCUCAAUGGACCAACUUCAAAUACUCCUUACUUUAUUUCCACGAAUGAAACAGCUGCAUAUUUGUAUUUACGCGAAAUGUCUACACUCAUUUAUACGACAUAUAUUGCAGAAAGUCAAAGAAAAGGCAAAUCGUCAUUUGUGCUUGUUAUCUUUUAGAUCAGCAGCAAAAGUAUGGAUGGAACGAACAAAAAGUUUGAUCGAUUCGAAGAGAUUACUCAAUGAUUAUGUGUUGAAAUUUGUUGUUAAGGAUUUAUAUUUAUGGUGGUAA